Molecule: messenger RNA, 2548 nt
Organism: Brassica napus (rape)
Lineage: Eukaryota; Viridiplantae; Streptophyta; Magnoliopsida; Brassicales; Brassicaceae
Exons: 5
Coding region: 537-1688 (383 amino acids)
Source: RefSeq, a predicted model, not a curated record
UAGGGAAAUUACUUAGAAUAACACACAUUUUAUGAGUAAUGACUAGAAUAACAUACCAAAACAAAGAAAGAAGAAAAAAGUGAGUUAAUGUCCAAAAUACCCAAUCAAGAAAUAUAUUUAAACAUAAUAUAACUUUUUUAAUACAGAAAAUGAAAGACUCUAGAUAAAGUAGAAGCUUUGGUUGAACAAAAAAGGUAAAAAAAAAAAAAAAUUUCUCCCCCACGACACUUUCUCUUUCCCGUGACCCUCCUCCCCAAGAACCCUAAAUCCCCAAAUUGUGUAAUCCUCAAAAUUUCGAUUCACUUUCUUAUUAAGAUGAUUCCUCAUCGAUUGGGUCAUGUCGACACUCUACUCUACCACUAAAAGCCUUCGAUUCCUCAUCCACUCGGCCGACGAACCCUAAAUCCCCUUUCUAAAGUUCAAAGUUUCGUCGAAGGUCGUAGCUUUAUUUACGUUUUCUCAGUUGUUUCUUUAGAUACAACCUCAUCUCCUCUUGAAGCUAUUCAAUUGACCAAAAAAUCGUGGCAUCAAGAGAUAUGACUACAUCAAGCACCCACAAAAAAUAUCCAGAAAGACUUUAUGAAGAGGGAAAAUGUCCACUGCAAUAUCGAUCAAUGAAUCAUAACUGUCACUUGGCUGGUUUGCAGAUGGUGGAGGAAUCUGUUGGUUUGGAUGCGUGGGAAUCCAUUAAGGCAUCUUCUGUUGGAGUUAUUAUAAGGUUGAAAGAGAUGGAUUAUACAUGGUCAGCCCAAGUCGUUCACCAUUUGCUGGCAAACCAACUGGUCGUGGAUAAUCUUCAUGAGCUAUGGUCUGCAAUAGAAGGACAGCCAAUCAGGUUUUCGCUAUAUGAGUUUGGUGAAAUAACAGGUUUGAAUUGCGACCCUUUCGACAUUAAUGAUAAGGUGGAGGUUGAUCAUAAGGCGUUUUGGGAAGAGAUGGGUGUGUCUCCUUCACAUGGUCCAAUGUUAUCUGAGUUGCGCGAAUUGUUUCCUCGCAUUAGGAAUUGGUCAUUUGAGAAGAGAAGAAUGAUUGGCUGGCUUUGUGUCUUAUCGAUUGGCAUAUUAGGCAUCUCUCCUGGUAGCAGAAUUCCUUUAGAAGAAGCGAAGAGAGUCCUAGACGCAGAAGCUUUUGAAAGAUAUCCUUGGGGGCGUGUCGGAUUUUCCAGCCUCGUUAAUUCAGUUAAGCUUGUUUCAUAUGAAGGAAAGAAGAAAUAUACACUUCGUGGAUGUGUUCAUGCUCUUCUCAUCUGGGUGUAUGAAUCAAUACCUGGCAUUGGGCAUGAAUAUGGGAACCAUAUUGACGGUAACCAAGUUCCUCUUCUCUCUUGGUCUGCAUCCCGUCCCCGUAUACAGUGGGAUUUGUUUUAUAAAAAAGAGAAAAAAGCUCACCAGAAGGUGCGUGUCAGACAUCUCAUUGUUAAGGCAGAAUCGGACAUAUAUCCUCAAUGGGAUGAUGACAAGGUUGAUGAUGAUCUUCAUAACUUGAUUUUAGACAUUCUACAUGACCAGCUUGAUGAUAAGUACUGGAGCUUGAAGGCAACUAAUGAACCAGUAGCAAUCAAAAAGCAAAGGAAUUUAGUGACUGAAGAAGAUCAUUGCAUGAAGAAAAAAAUUCAGCGAAGAGGAAAAUCACAGACUGUGGAUCCAGCCUUAACUCAGGUGGAGAUGAUGGAUUCAGGCAUGAUCUAAUGGAAGCAGUGAAGACAUUGACUGCAACGGUUCAAAAUGUGGACACAGUUGUUGCUGAGAAGGUGUUGACUACAUUAGACACAAAGAUUGAAGCAAAAGUAAAUGCAAGAGUUGCUCAAGCCGAGCAGGUACUUGGCAGUCAAAUCUUAGCAUUACAAGAACAAGUUGCUAAAAUUACAGAGCAGAUGCAAGAAACUGCCCCCAAAAAUGAUGGACACAUUGUAAACCAAGAAGAUGAAGUCAACAGCAAUGACCCGUCAUGGAUGGUCCAAGACAAGACACCAUUUGAUGUAGAUGCGGCAGUGCAGUGUGUGGUUAGAAAGAAAGCCAAGAAAUCCGAGGUCAAGCUAACGUCUCCUAUUCUACUUGACACUGUUGGAGGGAAGGUUACUAGAAAAAAUCAAGUAAAAGAACCUGCUGGAGGUUUGAUAAACGUUAAGAAGGAGAAGAAUGCAGUUCCACAACUUAGAGAUUCUGCUGAAACAUGGUCUGAUUUAGAAGAUAAGCAAAAAUAUGACAUCCACGGUAAAGCGAGGACUAUCACUUGUUGGUGAUGCUCUUAACUUCCAACUACAGCCUUCAAUCCAACACUUUACGAUUAGAAGAGUCGGCGUUGAGUACUCAACAUCAUAAUCAAAUUUUUGCACUAUCGUCAAGAUCUUAAGUCGUGUUGUUAAUGAAGACUUGGAGUCAAAACUUUGGCCAACAACUAUAUCUAUAGAAUCCAGUUGUUGCCUAACAUGAGUGACUACCUUAGCCUUUUUCGAUUUUGUUGCUGACCCAAUCUUUGGCUUAUACUCCUUCUUCAUCUCUAUAUCUAAUUCUGGAGUUAAUCCGUACCCUAUAAAGUCCUCGUCAUC